This is a messenger RNA of Linum trigynum, 2013 nucleotides long. The record is from the annotation of a GenBank genome assembly. NCBI's taxonomy places the organism in Eukaryota, Viridiplantae, Streptophyta, Magnoliopsida, Malpighiales, Linaceae.
CCUAGUUCAAGCCCAAACUUGAAAGCCCAAACAUUUGGGCCCAUUUAAGUUAAGAAGAUAACGGUCGAAGCGUAAAUUGUGAUGAUAAUAAGCCCUUAUUCUCCAUAUGAAUCAUUAAUCAUUAUGAUAGAUUUUUCCAUUGCGAAAACGAGACGCCCCUUUUCAUUUUAACAUCGUCAAACAGGAGGGAAAGAAAAAAAAAAAAAAAUCGCCCAGCACAGAAGCCGAUGUCUACAUUUGUUGACUCGUUCGACGACUCAGAAGUCACUGAGGUCGACUCGCCUGUCCACUUCGGCAGCAGCAACAGCCACGGCGGCGAUGGUGGUGAUUACGUAGGUUACAAUUCUGAACAGUUCGACUCCUUCGCGCCUAACGAUGACGCUUACGCCUCGGAGCCUGCUCCGAUCUACGGCGAGGGCGGAGAGUUCGAGACGGCGGAGGAGAACGGGAGCGGCGGUUUCGAUGGAGAUUUUGGUGGAUCCAAUGGUCCUGUUCUGCCGGCUCCAUCGGAAAUGGCGGAGGUCGGACUCGCUCUCAGAGAGUGGACAAGGGAGAACACGUUGAGAUUGGAGGAGAAAGAGAAGAAGGAAAGGGAGCUGCUUAGCAAAAUAAUAGAGGAGGCAGAGGAUUUCAAGGUAGAGUUCCAUAAGAAGAGGGAGGUUACUUGUGAGAGCAAUAAAGCAAUCAACAGGGAAAGGGAGAAGCUAUUCGUGACCAAGCAAGAGAAGUUUCAUGUUGAGGCAGACAAGGAAUACUGGAAGUCGAUAGCAGAUCUCAUCCCCAACGAAGUGCCCGCUCUCGAGAAGAAGAAAGCAAAGAAGGAUCAGGAGAAGAAGCCUUCGAUCAUGGUGGUCCAAGGUCCCAAACCAGGGAAACCAACUGAACUCUCUAGGCUCCGCCACAUACUCCUUCAACUGAAACACAACACACCACCUCACCUGAAGCUCACUCCCCCACCACCCGCAAAGGAACCUAAAGCUAGCGAUUCAGCAGCAGCCUCUACUUCUACAGCUACCGCAGCAGAAGCCCCAAAAGCCCCUGAGCCGGUGGCCGUUGCUUGAUCACUUUGGAAUUUGAGAGUUUACUAGUCGAAGUUUACUUUUCCCCGCAGAGCAUUAAGAGCAUAGCAUGAGAAUCAUUUUGGAAUGUGAGAGUUUCACUAGAUCUUAGAAUGACAGUCCCCGAAUAUGCAAAUCUGAUUACAUUUAGGCGGGAAAAGGCGUUGUGUCCUCGAGUCCAAGUCUGUGUUCUGGUCUUCAUUGAUGGAUGAUGAUGGUUCACAAAGUCAUUCAUUGAUCAGCUUAUGUGUGGUCCCAUAUGUCUGGAAAGCUUUGUCUAGGGAACAUGGAAUCUGGAUACGAUGAGUAGAGCCAAGAACUUGGGGAAUCAAGCAAGCUCUUACAAUUUAGCGAUGCAGCAGAGAAGAAAGAGGGCUCUAGCAUGGCCAUGUGAGUCUGUGGUCCAGAUUCCCAUGACUGUGCCAUCCCUUAUCGUGAUUUUGGAACUGUUACCUCUGUUUUUUCUGCACCAUGUUGGACCAUAACCGUGAAUAGCCCCUUCUCCUUUGUUGUUUCUCAUGAAACCUGAUUCCUGCUUCAGUCCCUUUCCAGCUUUCUCCAUUGAUGAAAGCCGCAACUGCCACUCAGGAGUUAUGAAGCUGGAUUGCUUUAAUUAAAUGAAGUUUCCAAUCUUUGGUUCUAGACCACCGGCCAAUUGAUGAAGCAACAUCGACCCAAGCCGUAGUCCUUACGGCUGCCGGAUACUUCACUGUCGCUACUAUUCUGGAUUUCCUUCAGAGGAGGGAAUCGAAAAUGUUUUCCUAGAAAUCAAUGGUAGAACCUGAUAUGGUAACUUGGUACAUUACACCAGCACACUUGGAAGAGAAGAGGAACAACUAAAAAAGCCCUACAAUGUUUUGGUUCAACACAAAUACACCGUGAGGAAAACUUUGGAUUGCCAAAUCGAAGCAUUCAACCUAAUCUACUUUACAUCAAAUACAGAGUCUAAGACUCC